AUUUCGUUCGACAUCAAGAGUCGAAAAUCCAGCAGAGGUGAGAGGCCCCCAAUUGCUGCAAGCCUAGGGAUUGCGGGCGGUUAAGAGCUCUAUAGUGAUUGUUCGCUUGUCCCAAAGGCAUAAAAACACCCGAACUAACUUCCUUGAACUGUUCCCCUGUGAGUUCUCAAAAGAAAUCAAUCGUUUGCGCGAGAAGCUGUUUGCGUGGGAUUGAACUCCGCUGCCCCAGGCGUGGAGAAUAAUGUUUCCGGAGCCAAAUGGCCAGAAGAGGAUAUGAUCGGGGCAGUGGCCAGGUAUAUACGGACCGCGUCGUUCGAUCAUUCGUUUAUUCGUCGGAUGCCACUGGACCAUGCUGGAGCCAUGAAUCGCCCUACCUUCCUGCCGGGUGGGAAGAAGGCAGCCCUUAUGGCGCAAACUCUUUGAAGCAUAUGGCGAUGAGGAAAACUCUUUCGGACCAGCGUCCACUUACGGCACUUCAUUUUUCGAACUUCCCCUGGGAACUAGCCAAGUACCUAUGGGAUUGUUUAGGGCGCUGCAGAAAGAGAACUUUGCAUAUCUGGAAAAUAUUCACAACAGUGUACCAGCUGGAGUUCAAAGAAAUAGCACCCUUUUAUUCCUUAAAAGCCUCCACGAAAAAGAUGUCCCUCCAUGACUACUCCCGGUUGAUCCACUCCCCAUCUCUGAAGUGGGGUACCGUUUUGACCAUUUCAACAGAUCAUGCUGAUCUCCAUGAACUUGUUGAGAUAUCCAAAAUUACCAACCUGGUGGCACUGGAUAUCACGGCCCCUUUUCCUGUUAAAUCGACAGCCAUUCCGGAGGACGAUGCACCGAUAACCAAGUUAACCGAUCGCGUAGUGAGGAGCUGGAGCGAACUGGCAGUCUCUAGUAAAGCCUUCAACAACCUACGAGUAUUGAUGCUGCACCUACAGGCUGACGUUACCUUGCGCAUUUUCUCAUACCUGGAUCAGUUCCCGUCGCUCGAGACUCUCAUUGUAGUGGGUUGUCGGCAGCUUGCUGACAAUAGCGCAAAGAGCGUAGGUCAACAACAUGGAUGGAGCACUCGUAGAGUCAAUGCCACCAACAAAACUAUCUACGAGUGCUAUACGAACUAUAUUACGUCUGCAAACGCUGCAGCCAACUCGAAAGCGUCAGAUUUACGCUCACUACCAUUACUUGAGUUUUCUCUAGGAGCUCCAGAUGCGAAAGACUAUAAGGAGAAGCACAAGUCAGUUUGGUUUCAUCGGCAGAUCCAAAACUCCAAUGUGGGACUGCUGAAUAGGAAGCGGGCCACUGAGCGCGAGAUUAUUGGACCGGCGAACAACAGUGUGAAGAGGCAGCGCAGCAAGGCUGUCCCAAAGAUCCAGAAGAGCAUGAAUACUAUGGCCGAUUUACUCGCAGAAUUCGAAAGAUAAUGCUGGGGUAAUGCCCGUGCGUAGCCCAAUAGUAACACAGUUCAGUGCGGGGUCCCUGGAGAUGCAACUAACUCACCAAUCACAUCUUGUCAUCCAUGUUCAAUUUAUGUCUGGCGCUUGCAGAGUAGCUCGUUGGAUAUAACGACAUACACUCAGUCAAAUCUCACAAAUGGUCCGCUUGGCGAAUGUGGCUCAGAAAGCGAUCCCGUACCCGCCAUACCGUCGCAUUGGUGCAGCGCUGGGCAAUUUCCUCUCCUAGUUUAUUCCUGUGGAAAAUUCCUCGUACAGGAAUCCCCGGAGUUUGGGGCUUGGACGCAUCACAAAACGAUGGUGGUGCAAGGAAGCACUAGUGCCGCCGGGGUUGAUACGAUGGGGCUGCGACAAGCUUCCCUUAAAUUGUUUCUCAAGUCGCGGAUACCCCAUUUGGAAAAGCGGCCAACACAUCUCGCGGGGGAGAGACUGGACGGGCCCUCAUUCUUAAAGUACUUUUGCUCUCCAUCUGAUUUCUCUAAUUUCGAUUCUUAGAAAGUUACCUUCAACUAGACAUUCCACACUUUUUGCAUAUGAAUAUAAUAUAGACACAACUAUAUUAAUAUAUAGAUGUAUUCAUUUUCGUCCAAGCUACUAUUCACAUUUACAAUAAAAUACAGCGUAAGGAGCGCAAUAAUAAGAAAUUCUCGAUUGGUUUGUUUGGGCUAGAAGGAACCUCGGGAUGGAUGGCCCCC
Molecule: messenger RNA, 2137 nt
Organism: Blastomyces dermatitidis ER-3
Lineage: Eukaryota; Fungi; Ascomycota; Eurotiomycetes; Onygenales; Ajellomycetaceae
Exons: 3
Coding region: 258-1412 (384 amino acids)
Source: RefSeq, a predicted model, not a curated record